Molecule: messenger RNA, 1646 nt
Organism: Hypoxylon fragiforme
Lineage: Eukaryota; Fungi; Ascomycota; Sordariomycetes; Xylariales; Hypoxylaceae
Product: serine-threonine protein kinase 19-domain-containing protein
Exons: 1
Coding region: 143-1378 (411 amino acids)
Biological process (GO): protein phosphorylation; positive regulation of Ras protein signal transduction
Molecular function (GO): protein serine/threonine kinase activity
Source: RefSeq, a predicted model, not a curated record
CGUUGAAAGAGCGACCACAGCAUGCUGACUCACCUAAAUGAACGGUUACUUACUUCCUGUUCAACCCCUCCAGCCGUACACCUUAAUUAUUUCAAUUUUAUACAUACAUAUGUAGACAUUCUCAUGUCUUGUCAUACCAGAGAUGAGCCUAAGGUCCAUUUUAGGAGGCUCCAGCCGGGUUAAAAAGUCUACCAAAAGGUCCAACACAAAUCUAUCGAAUUCGACACCAUCAUCUUCAUCAUGGACUUCUUCAUUACCCCGUCGCAAACCAGGAGCCCAGCAUCAGAAGUUAUCUAAAGGGAAUCAACAAGAUGACGAUGACAAUGACGACCUUUUUGGUGACAAGCUCGACGAUUAUGGACUUGUUAGAGCCUUAGCCACCGAUCUAAACCUACGCGAUACCUCCCAGGCCAUCUUAUACUUGCGCCAGCACAUGUUUUCUCCCAUGCCUGAGCGGGCAGCUGGGAUGAAUUCUACACGAAUCGCAGAAGUGCUCAAUUAUCGAAAGCGCCUGCCUCCUAUCGUGACUAUCUCACAUAUACAAACCCUACUAUCGUCGCCGAGUGCGGCCGAGCGCGAGAUCGCAGAACUUGCCCGGGCAGGCUUCGUACGUAAGGUGGUUGUCGCUCGGCGGGGAGAUAUAGGAGAAACGGUGGUACUGGCUACGGACUUUGAGCAGAUGGUUAAGGAUUCUGCCGCGUUAGAUGAGGAUACAAAAGACAGAUUCAUAGCGUUUUUGAAAGAGAACCCGGGGACACAGAUGGUUAAGGGGGGCACGCUGAGUGCGUCGCAGAUCAGCCAGCUAGUCCGGGCUGGAUUUAUAACCUCUCAUCAUACGGGCCUAAUCCAUCAUGGGUCCAUGUCGCAUACUAUGAACCGGUACUCGCGGCCCGAGGACAAGAUAACGCUCACGUCCCUCGAAAGGAUCUCGCGCGAACCCACCGGUACACUUGGCGCGGUCGGGGGCGGUGGCGCCCUGCGCGAAGCCGGUGGUAGCGGCGGGGGAUCCCUCGGAGGAUCCAGACUCAGCGUCGCAACCCCGGAGCUCGAGCUCGCCGUGCCUGGAAACGGUACAUUCCUCAAGCUUCUCUCGUCAGCGCUCGAACAUUUCGUUUCGCUGUUGAGUAAGUCACAGUUCCACGAGGCGCCGGAGUCGGUGCUUCGCGAUCGCUGGGACGGCGGCGUGGCCAAAUCUGAGGCACGCUGCUCGGCGAAGCGGGCGCGAGGGGAGUUUGCGGGGUUAUUGCCCGGCCAGACCAAGAAGUGGAGGCAGUUCUAUGGAUUAUCCUUCGACUGGGUGUUGCAGGAGGCUGUCGGGUCCGGCUUGGUAGAGGUCUUUGAAACUCGGAGCGUUGGCCAUGGAGUUCGUGCUAUAUAACCGUUUCCUUGCAUGCCGAGUACUGCAAGGGUAUAUGCCUGCCUACAUAACGAACGUGGAUGUUUUUGUUCCAUUGCAUUAGGUAAUUUUUGCGAGAUGCAUUAUUACUGGAAACGUCACCGAAGCUAGCAUGCGUGAGUUUGUAAGGCUACGCUAUGAUCGAUGGAAUGAUUCUAGGCUUAAGUAAAUGUUUGGAAACACCAUGGAGAAAGGGAAUAUGAGACAUCUACAAGAUUCGAAUUCGGUGGCUUCUAUCAUGCCUUUUUGU